AUGGCGAUAGACCGGCGGCGCGAGGCGGCGGGCGGCGUCCCUGGGCGGCUGCCGCCCGCGGCCGAGGAAAACGGCUCCCUGCCGCCCGGGGACGCGGCGGCCUCGGCGCCCCUCGGGGGACGCGCGGGCCCGGGCGGCGGCGGUGACAUCCAGCCGCUGCCCGCCCCGCACUCCGCCGGCGGCCCGCACCCGAGCCUCCUGUUGCUGGACUACGACGGGUCGGUGCUGCCCUUCCUCGGGGGCCUGGGCGGCGGCUACCAGAAGACCCUUGUGCUGCUCACCUGGAUCCCGGCGCUCUUUAUCGGCUUCAGCCAGUUCUCGGACUCCUUCCUCUUGGACCAGCCCAACUUCUGGUGCCGCGGGGACGGCAAGGGCGCCGAGCCGGCGGGGGUCACGGCCACGGCCCGGGGGGGCGGCGGCGACCUGGCUAACUGGACCAGCCCCCCGACCAUCCCCUUCUCCACCGCCUCCUGGGGGACGGCGGGCCCCCUCGGCAACGGCAACGGCAACGGCAGCGGCGCGGAAGGGGGCGACGCGCCGCCCCUGCCGUCUCCUCGGGACAAGGGGGACAACGCCUCCAACUGCGACUGCCACGCGUGGGACUACGGCCUCCGCACAGGCCUGGUACAAAACGUGGUCAGCAAGUGGGAUCUUGUGUGUGAUAAUGCCUGGAAGGUCCAUGUCGCUAAGUUCUCCUUACUGGUUGGAUUAAUCUCUGGCUACCUGGUAACCGGAUGCAUUGCUGACUGGUCCGGCCGGCGGCCCGUGCUGCUCUUCUGCGUCAUCUUCAUCCUCAUCUUUGGACUGACGGUGGCGCUGUCUGUGAACGUGACCAUGCUCAGCACACUCAGGUUCUUUGAAGGAUUCUGCCUGGCUGGAGUGAUCCUCACCCUGUACGCGCUACGCAUAGAGCUCUGCCCCCCGGGAAAACGGUUCCUGAUCACAAUGGUGGCGAGCUUCGUGACCACGGCGGGGCAGCUCCUCAUGCCCGGGCUGGCCGCCCUGUGCCGCGACUGGCAGGUGCUGCAGGCCCUCAUCAUCUGCCCCUUCCUGUUCAUGCUGCUCUACUGGUCGAUCUUCCCAGAGUCCCUGCGGUGGCUCCUGGCCACCCACCAGUUUGCGUCGGCAAAGAAGCUGAUCCUGCGCUUCACACAGAAGAACCGCAUGAACCCCGAGAGUGACAUCAAAGGCGUGAUGCCUGAGCUGGAGAAGGAGCUUUCCCGGAGGCCCAAGAAGGUCUGCAUCGUGAAGGUGGUGGGAACCCGGAACCUGUGGAAGAACAUCGUGGUGCUGUGCGUGAACUCGCUGACCGGCUUCGGGAUCCACCACUGCUUCGCGCGCAGCAUGAUGGGCCACGAGGUGAAGGUGCCACUGCUCGAGAACUUCUACGCCGACUACUACACGGCGGCCGGCAUCGCCCUGGCGUCCUGCCUGGCCAUGUGCCCGGUGGUGCGGCUCCUGGGGCGCCGGGGAGGCCUGCUGCUCUUCAUGAUCCUCACGGCCCUGGCCUCGCUCCUGCAGCUCGGGCUGCUCAACCUGAUCGGAAAAUACAGCCAGCAUCCAGACUCAGGAAUGAGCGACAGUGUCAAAGACAAGUUCUCCAUCGCCUUCUCCAUCGUGGGCAUGUUCGCGUCCCAUGCAGUGGGGAGCCUCAGCGUGUUCUUCUGUGCAGAGAUCACUCCCACAGUAAUAAGGUGCGGCGGCCUGGGGCUGGUGCUGGCCAGUGCGGGCUUCGGCAUGCUGACGGCGCCCAUCAUCGAGCUGCACAACCAGAAGGGCUACUUCCUGCACCACAUCAUCUUCGCCUGCUGCACGCUCAUCUGCAUCAUCUGCCUCCUGCUGCUUCCCGAGAGCCGGGACCAGAACCUGCCUGAGAGCAUCCCCGACGGCGAGCACUACACGCGCCAGCCCCUGCUGCCACCCAGGCGUGGGGAGCAGCCCCUCCUGCUCACCAACGCCGAGCUCAAGGACUACUCGGGGCUGCACGACGCGGCCACCGCCGGCGACGGGCUGCCGGACCGUGCCACAGCCAACGGCGGGCGGCCCAUGUAG
Mesoplodon densirostris (Blainville's beaked whale) is the source of this 2052-nucleotide messenger RNA. It is a transcript of the gene SLC22A23, whose product is annotated as solute carrier family 22 member 23. The transcript is spliced from 10 exons. NCBI's taxonomy places the organism in Eukaryota, Metazoa, Chordata, Mammalia, Artiodactyla, Ziphiidae. The record is from RefSeq and is a predicted model, not a curated record. Gene Ontology annotation, cellular component: membrane. Gene Ontology annotation, biological process: transmembrane transport. Gene Ontology annotation, molecular function: transmembrane transporter activity. The coding region runs from base 1 to 2052 and encodes 683 amino acids.